Molecule: messenger RNA, 1366 nt
Organism: Hylaeus anthracinus
Lineage: Eukaryota; Metazoa; Arthropoda; Insecta; Hymenoptera; Colletidae
Product: stress-induced-phosphoprotein 1-like
Exons: 5
Coding region: 202-924 (240 amino acids)
Molecular function (GO): Hsp90 protein binding
Source: RefSeq, a predicted model, not a curated record
UGCACCUACCGGUUCGAAAGACAUGGCAGGUGUUGCGGUUGCCUCUUAUUGUUGACUAUCUUUGAUAAAUAAACGGUUACUUGGGAGCCCCUCGAAGGACAAUGAUAACGGGUACAUUACAUAAUAAUUCGUGAAAAUUUCUUUUGAAUAACCUCACUUCGAAGCCCACUGUAAAAAUGUCGAGUACGCAAGAAGCAGAGUAUGGUUUCAUUGAAGGUUCAAAGCCUCAAGGAAAGGGGAAAUGCAUGCGUGAAAGGACAGAAAUACGAAGAGGCUAUGUUUCAUUACACGCAUGCGAUCAAAAUUGAUCCACAAAAUUAUUCUUUGUAUAGUAAUCGAUCGUUUACCUUUCUAAAAUUGCAACAAUACCAUUUGGCAAUGGAAGACGCUUUAAUGACAAUUCAAUUGAAACCUGACUGGACCAAGGGUUAUUUUAGGAAAGGUGAAAUAGAAUCCCAAACAUUUCGCUUUAGCGAAGCACUUCAAUCUUACAACAAAGCAUUAUCUCUUCAACCAAACGAACCAACUAUUUUAGAAGCAAUGAACAGAGUAUCCAGAAUGUUGAUUAAAGAUAAACGAGCUGAUCAACAAAUACCUUGGCUUGGAGCUGGUGUUGGUAUUAUACUUGGAGUAAUAGUUGUAAUUGCUGAUUACGUCUUUACAAAUAAACCUACAUUAACGCAUCCCCUUUUGAUGGCCUUGUUAACAAUGUCUAUAGCAAUGCUAGGUUUUGGUAUUGCAAAAGGAUUUCGCUAUUUUGUAAAGUGUCAAAGAAAAUCACUUUUGGAUCCACCUGUAGAUCUGUUUGGUGAAACUAAAGAAGAACUUGAUGAUGUUGAUGCUGAAAUGAGUAGUGAAAAGGAGAAACAUCCAAAGUACAGUAAAGCGCAAGCGCGACAAAGAUUCAAGAAAGGAAAAUCAUAGUGUGUUUUGAUACUAAUUAUAUAUAUAUGCAUUUCUAUGUAAAUUUAAAAUUUAAAAUUCAUACACUUUUUAACAUCUCAGGAAAACUGAAUGUCUACGACCAGUUAUUACAUUGGCAGAAGAAUAUAUACACACUGUUUACACUUUAUACCUAAGUUAUUGUUAAAUAAUAUUAAAAUAUUGAGAAUGCGUGACAGACUUUCCGCGCUUCUUUAUAUUUUAUGUUGAAAAAUUCAUAUGGCAAACCAAACAUGCUAGUUAAUAAUUAAGUCAAUCUAUUCCAAAUACAACUAUAUUUCAAACUGUUUGAGAUAUAUCAUAGGAGAUAAGGCUGCAAUGAAAAUAUAAUUGUCAGUUAUUUAGUACAAAUAUUUCUAAAAUCCAAAUUGGAAGAAAAAAAAAAUCUGCUUAUUAUAUGAAUUGCAACCAUAUUUAAUGAUAU